AUGGCGCCUAAGAAAACCGGCGAGCACAAGGGCGCGAAGAAAAUUAAGCGCGAGGGCGGUAAAAUAUUCUCCGCUAUAGGGACCGCGCCCAUUGUGCUCCCUUCAAACGGUGACGGUUUCAACGCACACGGAGAGUUGCGACAGGUGGUUGGCGUUGUCGGCAAAGAGCGGGAACUCGAGGCGGCUAGCGAAGAGGAAGAAGAAUCCUCAUCCUCUUCUUCCUCUGGCAGUGACUCGUCGGAUGAGGGGAGUGAGUCGGAAUACGAGGAUGAUGAGGCGGAUGGCGGUAGUGAGGACGAGGAUAUGGCGGAUCUUGAGCCUGAGUCAUCCAAGGGCGCUUCGAAGAAAAAGAGGGAACGUGCGAAAGGGGGAAAUAGUAAGAAGAAGGGUAAAGGGAGGGCGGGAGCCAAGGAGGUGGGUGGAGUUCAAGAGGGGCGGGUGGGGAAGAAGCGUAAAGGGAAGAGGAGGAGUACAAAUCCGCGAUGGGUUAAGUACACUGUGGUUAAGAUGUUUGGGGAGCUGGCGGCCGACGAGACGCGCAAGUGCAAGUGUUGCCCCACCCGAAUCUCUUUCAAGGAUAGCAGCACACGGUCCGGCGGGCGGCACUACGAGGGGAAGCAUAACGCCCACUACGCCAUUUGGAAGCGGAUGUACGAGGGGGGCUUGGUUCCCGCGGAUGUAACCUUCCCCGACGGUGGCUAUCCUGGGGUGCCGCACAGUGGCGAGGAGUGGCACUAUGCGGAGGCGUACCCUAACGUUCCCCCCGAGGCGCUUGUAGGAGGGGUGGCUGCACUGGGCGGGGGGCAGGCGACGAUGGAACAGUUUAUGACUCCGCGGGUGUCGGUCCGAGAACUGCGAGCAGCCAUCGUCAAGUUCAUUGUGAUGGCCGACAGCUCCUACCGUAUUGUUGACAGUGACGCGUUCAAGGAGAUGUUGACUGUAGCCAACUCUGCGUGUGGGAAGGACAAUGUCAUUCCUUCACGCUGGACGUUGGCCCGUGACGUGUCGAGGUACGCGGACAUGGCACGGGCGUUGGCUAGGGCCGAGCUGGAGCUGGAGAAGGAGGGGGAUCUGCCGCUGUUCAAGGUCCUGCGCCAGGCCACUAUCGACUUCAGCGAGAUAUCUGAGGGCCACACGGGGGAGGAUAUUGCUAAGCGGUUCGAGGAAGUGGUUGGAGCAUGGGGGUUGGUCGGGCGUUGUCAUGGUGUCACCACCGACAACGCCUCGAGCAACGAGGCGGCCAUCAGGGUGCUGUCGGCCGAUGGAGAUCGCUUUCCACUGAUCUCCAAGGACAUGUGGUUCAGGUGUUUUGCGCACGUGAUCAACCUGGCUGUCCAGAAGGCGCUCGCGGUAGAGACGGUCAAGGUUCCGCUGCAGCGCAUCCGCAAGACGGCCAAAUUCGUGGGCCUGUCGUCUAAGCGCAUGGCGCGGUUCAGGAAGGAGAUGAGAGAUUCCUUUCCCACAAUGAGGGAGGUCAAGCUCGUGCUGGACUGUGAGACCCGCUGGGGGUCCACCUUCGCCAUGGUGGCACGUGCCCUGCGGCUUCGUCGCCCUUUGAGCGCACACUUCUCCCAGGUGCAGGGCUCAUCAAAAAAAGAAAGGGAGAAGUACGCUUCCCUUCGGCUGACUGACGACCACUGGGACGCACGGGUGGCGUUGAAGGCGUUCCUAGCGCCCUUCAACGCCAUCACCAAGGCUGCCGAAGGAUCUGUGUACCCGACGGUAACGACCAUCGUGCCGUACUACAACCUUCUCCUCGACACUUUGGAGAAGACUCUGCACGAUGAUAUCCGUCAAGGAUAUCCGUCAAGGAUAUCCGCUCAAGGAUAUCCGCUCAAGGAUAUCCGUCAAGGAUAUCCGCUCAAGGAUAUCCGUCAAGGAUAUCCACUCAAGGAUAUCCCUCAAGGAUAUCCGUCAAGGAUAUCCAGUCAAGGAUAUCCGCUCAAGGAUAUCCGUCAAGGAUAUCCGCUCAAGGAUAUCCGUCAAGGAUAUCCGCUCAAGGAUAUCCGUCAAGGAUAUCCGCCAAGGAUAUCCGCUCGAGGAUAUCCGCUCGAGGAUAUCCACGCGAAGAUAUGCACUCGAUGA
Closterium sp. Yama58-4 is the source of this 2085-nucleotide messenger RNA. The record is from the annotation of a GenBank genome assembly. Lineage: Eukaryota; Viridiplantae; Streptophyta; Zygnematophyceae; Desmidiales; Closteriaceae.